Messenger RNA from Syngnathus acus (greater pipefish), 751 nucleotides. RefSeq names its product intraflagellar transport protein 20 homolog. Gene Ontology annotation, biological process: intraciliary transport; centrosome localization; protein localization to cilium. Gene Ontology annotation, cellular component: centrosome; Golgi apparatus; cilium. The record is from RefSeq and is a predicted model, not a curated record. Lineage: Eukaryota; Metazoa; Chordata; Actinopteri; Syngnathiformes; Syngnathidae. The transcript is spliced from 6 exons. Bases 196 to 609 code for a protein of 137 amino acids.
AGCCCUCUCGAGCCGAUAUGACUACUCGAGUAAAUCUGGUACCUACAAGGAACGUUUGUGCGUCGUGGACUUUUUCAGCAUUAGCGGAACAACAACGGAAAACAUUUGUUUAAACGGAAAGGUUAUCGGUCUACUGUUAAGCCUUACACAAUAUCCUAAUAGGUAGGCAAUAGACACUUAUUACACCACACACGUAUGCACGGCCCUUCGGCAAUGGCUCAAGACUUAAUAGAAGAGGAAGGCAUAUUUUUUGAUGAAUUCCACAAACUACGAGCACUAGAACCAGAUGUCAGCCAAAAAACAUCAGACCUUAAGGAAGAGUGCAAAGAAUUUGUUGAAAAAAUAGGACAGUUUCAGGGAAAAGUUGGAUCUCUAAUAGAGCUCGUAGAUCAAUUGGCAAAAGAGGCGGAGAUGGAAAAAUUCAAGGCCAUUGGAGCAAGAAACUUGCUGAAAUUAGUGGCAAAGCAACGAGAGGCGCUGCAACAGCAGCUUCAAGGUCUCAUUGUGGAGAAGAAGACGCAGCUUGAAAGAUAUCGUGUUGAAUGUGAUGCCUUGUCUAAAAUGGAAUCUGAGCAGAAUGAAUUUAUCAACCAGUUUAUUUUGCAUUGACUAAAGAAGCCAACCAGAACUGCAUUGAGUGAUUCAAAACAUUGGAAAUGCCAUUAAAGUGGAAGAGUGGUGGCAUUAAGGUCCUACCAAUUUCUUUUGAAGUAUGCUUUAGUAAAAUACAGAACUUAAGAACCUAUGGAUG